This is a messenger RNA of Panonychus citri (citrus red mite), 2051 nucleotides long. Its product is annotated as enoyl-[acyl-carrier-protein] reductase, mitochondrial-like. Bases 92 to 1192 code for a protein of 366 amino acids. The transcript is spliced from 3 exons. Gene Ontology annotation, biological process: fatty acid metabolic process. Gene Ontology annotation, cellular component: mitochondrion. Gene Ontology annotation, molecular function: trans-2-enoyl-CoA reductase (NADPH) activity. Lineage: Eukaryota; Metazoa; Arthropoda; Arachnida; Trombidiformes; Tetranychidae. The record is from RefSeq and is a predicted model, not a curated record.
UCUCUUUCUAUCAUGUGUUUUUCUAUUUAGAAUUUGUUUUUUCUUCUUUUCUAGUAAUUAGCAGUGUUAAUUUAUUUCUCUUUUUAAAAAGAUGAUUAAACAUUGUGCCCGUUUAAUGGCUCCACUACGAACGAUCAAAAGCUCACCGGUCGCUUUUAACUCUACAUUUGCUUUAAUGUAUCGUGAUUAUGGUGACCCGAUCUCAGUUGUUUCUAAGGUUGACACAAGCGAUUCUUUAUCAUUAGAUUCACCUUUGGAAGGUAAUCAAGUGUUAAUCCAGUAUGUUGCUUCGACAAUUAAUCCAUCGGAUAUUAACACAAUCCAAGGUACUUAUGCUAUUAAACCUAAAUUACCGGCUGUUGGUGGUAAUGAAGGUGUGGGUAAAGUGAUUAGAAUCGGUUCUCAGGUAACCAAAUUUAAACCCGAUGAUUGGGUUAUACCGGCGAGACCUGGAUUAGGUACAUGGAGAAGUCAUGCCAUUGCUGCCGAAAAUGAUUGGAUGCCGAUCGAUAAUGAUCUAGAAUUAGAAGCUGCCGCUCAGAUCACCGUUAAUCCUCCAACGGCUUACCGAAUGCUCCAUGAUUAUGUUAAACUGAAACAAGGUGAUUGUGUCCUUCAAAAUGGAGCCAAUUCAGCGGUUGGUCUUUUGGUAAUUCAAAUGUGUAAAGCAAUGGGAGUGAAAACAAUUAACGUAAUAAGAGCUCGACCCAAUCCAGAUGAUAUGACAAAAUUGGUUAAUUCAUUGACAGAAUUAGGUGGUAAUCAUAUAAUUACAGAGGAAGAUUUAAGAAAUCGUGAAGUAAUGGACUCUAUUUGGACCAAGGGAACACCUAAACCAAUUCUAACUCUUAAUUGUAUCAAUGGGGAUAAUGCAACUAAUUGUGUCCGUCACAUGGCUCAAGAUGGUAUUAUGGUCACUUAUGGGGGAAUGUCAAAGAAACCGUUAAUCAUACCCACUGGGCCAAUUAUCUUUAAUCAUCUUCAAUUUGUCGGAUUUUGGGUUACCCGGUGGAAAAAAGAUCACGCCGGUAAACCUGAAUAUUACGAAAUGAUGAACAAUUUAACUAAUCUAUUCAAAGAGGGUAAAUUAAAAGCACCCAAAGUGAUUCCAUUCAAAUUUGAUGAUUACAAAAAUGCUUUGGAAAAAGCAACAGCUCCUUUCAUUGAAGGAAAAGUGAUUCUUACUCCCUGAUCACAAUUAAAUCAAUACCAAUAGAUGAAGCAAAAAGGAACCUUUGUCUUCCAUGGUUUCUUUCUUUUCCUCUUUCUUUUUCAUCAUCAUUUAUAUUUCCUUCUUCUGAUUAGAAUGUGAUCAAACAUUGGAUACAUUUUCCAUCAAUUCAAUUGGAAUACAUGGUUUUGAUUAUUUGGUCCAAAAAGAACAACUUGAUUCACACAACAAAAUCAAUUCUAUUGUAAAUUGAAAGAGAGAGAAUAAGGUUGGUAAUUUAUUCUCAAUCAAUUUUUAGAUCAUUAAUUGUGUUUCCAAUAUUCAAUAUUCCAUUUUCCAUAUAAAAGGUGAGAGAUUUUCUGUUGAGAAAAAAAAGAAAACACAAAAUAAUGGGUUAGACUGUAGGUAGAUCUUUAAAUAUACAAAAAAUUAAAUUCGAUUGAAGAAAAUAAAGGUUACUAUUUGUUUCCAAUCAUCAUAAUCAACAUGAUUAAUUCUAAAUUGGGAUCAUCAAGCUACCUAAUUAACAGGUAAAAGAACUUCAAAUGAUGAAUGUUUUAGGCCUUCGAUUGUCCAGAAGAAAACGAGAAAAAUGAUUCACUUGAUUUCGUUGUUACUUCAAAUCGUGAAGCUGAUGACCUUCUUUCGUUAAUUGUUGAUUAAAAUCGCAAUUAAGGGAAUUACAUUGAUAAUUUGAUCGAAAAUAGAGUAACAAUUGAGUAACAAUCAACAAUUUAACUAAUCUUACAUUGAAGGAAAAGUGAUUCUUACUCCCUGAUCACAAUUAAAUCAAUACCAAUAGGUAAAGCAAAAAGGUAAAUAUAAAUAAGUAAAUUUAAUUACAGUUAUAAAAUCAAUAAACUCAAUUUAUUUUCAAUAA